AAUAUGGCGUCCACAUCACAGAUGACAGUCCGCGAGUCCUCGCGGAAUCUGCUCCGCGAGAUCUUAUAACACAUCGCGAAGUCGUAACACCCUCUCGUCCUCGGGUCCAUGCGAUCAGCCGAGCUCUUCCCCGCGCGCGAACUCGACGGCCUUACGACGCGAUCGCAAAUCCGUGGCGACACGCCGCGCUCAUCCCCCGAUAUCGGCACGCGACAAGUAGCGUGUAUCAGGACAGUGUAUCGAGCAUUUCUCUCCGCUUCCGCGUGUGGAAUUAUAUUAUUACGUAAUCGUUAUCUGAAAUCCUGUUGUCCAUGCGAUGCUGGCGGGAUUAUCCUCGCUCGCCUUAAUUCGCUGACGCUCGGCUCAUAGAGAAGCGCUCGAUCGCGCGAGAAGCUUCCACGGUGUUUGUUGUACAGUUAACUUUAACGUGGAUGAACUUCACGCUUCAUUUACCUUCAUGUGUGAGACUGUGAGUACACCGCGGAUGGCCAGCGCUCUCUAGGAAGCCGAUAGAACAAAGGGCUAGAGAUUGUUGCACGAAUGACAGCAGAAACGUAAGAUGUUCGAGUCUCCGAGAAGUCUCCAGGAGGUUUGCAUUGACUUUAUCUGCGGUAACGUUCUCGCCCUAUGCAAAGUUGACUCUAGCGAUACAAAUUUCCCCAGUACUCUCAGUAGUAAUACCGUCUCCGAUCAACAAGAUAUCUGUUCACUGAACAGUAAUAGCACAGAAGUCGUUUUUGAUACUGCAACAGGUAGAACAUCGUCUAACGAUGCUCCUAUCAGCUCAGCAACUCGGCUUACCUUUAGACAUCCGGAUGCCUUCUUGCCGGCCGAAGUGUCAGAGCAAUUAUUAUCCAACUUAUGUGAGAAGAAAACGUUAUCCGAUUUAACGAUUACACUUUUUGACUCAAAGACCACUAGAUUAAGGCACGUACGAUUGAAAGAUGCGUCGACACUGUCAGCUAAAGGUUUAAGCGUCCUUAAGCAACAUAAAGUUAUAGAUUUAAUAGUAAAUGGUCUGAAAAUCACUGUUAAUGAAUUAAUAAGCUGUUUAGGCGAUUGGAGUAUACAAAAUCUUAGAUCUCUCAGCGUAGCUAAAGGAAGCUUUAUGGAUUUUUCAAGACAACGCAUGGUAGAUAUCGCAACAUUAAACAAAUUAAAGGCACUUCAUACCUUGAAUGUCUCAGGAACAGAAUUUAAUAAACAUGGCUUGGACAUAGUAGUCGAAGAUCUUCCCCUUUUAGAGAGCUUAGAUAUAUCUUGUACAAGAGUUGAUGAUAUAACACCGUUAAAAAAAUGUAAAGAUCGUUUAAAAACAUUAAAUAUGUACAAUUUAAAGAUAAGUGGAUGUGGAAAUUUAAUACCAGUUUUGCUGGAGUUAAAUGAGUUAAGGCAUUUAGAUAUUUCCGAUGAAAAAGAUCCGCAUGGUUUCGAAGUUUUUGCACCUGCUAAGCCAAAAAUUACAGAUUUUUUAAGAACUCUGAAUUGUAUGCCUCAUUUAAUAACUCUAGAUUUAUCAGGUAAAGAUGAUAUAAGUCCAAAGGAUUUAAAAAACUUUAUCGCAUCACACGUACAUUUGAGAUUUCUAGGAUUGGUACAUGCUGAUGCUUGUUACGAUGAAAGUUUUAUAGAUUCAACACACGAAGAUUAUAGACCUGAACUUGUUAUCAGUGGUACAGCAACAGAAUCCCAAAUUUUGGAAGCCCUUAAGAGGUAUACAUUCAGACCCAUAUAUCUUCAAAAAUGUCUAUUUAACUUAUUCCGCUUGACACCAAAUUUUCUCGAACCACGGGUCGAUGUGAUAAAAUUAGUGUUACCUGGAAUGAGAGAGCAUCCACAGGAGUUUCGUGUACAAAUGGCAGCUACUGCUUGUAUCUAUAAUCUCACAAAGGGUGAAUUGGCUCUCAUGAUUCAUCCAUCGAUACUUAAACAAAUAGUCGAAUUAACAUUGUUAGCAAUGGAGUCAUAUCCAACUAAUCAUCAACUUCAAAAAAAUACGCUAUUGACCCUGUGUAGCGAUAGGAUCCUACAGGAUGUUGCAUUUGACAAAUAUAGAUGCGCAAGAUUAGUUAUGAAUUGCUUGUCAACAUUUGAUGAUGCAUCCAUGAAUCGUAUGUCUGUGGCUAUUUGCUCAAUAUUAGCAGCAAAGAUAUCGACAUUGGAAACGUCUAUGCUUGGUGCACAGCCGCAAUAUAUGUUAAAGUUGCUUCAAAUGGUUAGAUCUAAGGUCGAGUCCAAAUUAGUAGAUAUUACAAUGAAGUUUACAUUAAGUGCUCUAUGGAAUUUAACGGAUGAGAGUGCUGCUACAUGCAAGGUUUUUCUUGACGAAGGUGGAAUGGAGUUAUUUCUUGAAGUACUGGAUAGCUUCCAAGGAGAAUCUAGCGUAGAAACUAAGGUUCUUGGUUUGUUAAAUAACAUAGCGGAGGUUGAUCAUUUGAGACCACGACUCAUGCAAUCUCGGUUUAUAAAAAUGCUUUCAAUGCUGCUCGAUUCCGAACACAUUGAUGUAUCUUAUUUCGCAGCGGGUAUCGCUGCGCAUCUACUUAGUGAUGGUCCUCAGUCUUGGUGUAGUAUGCCAUCGCAACCAAGCAGAGAGCAGUUAUUAGAUCAACUGGUUCAUGCUGUAACUCAUUGGCAGACACCACAAGGAGAGAUGGUUGCCUAUCGUAGCUUCCAACCAUUUUUCCCAUUGUUACGUUGUACAGAAGCAUAUCCUGUUCAACUCUGGGCAGUUUGGGCAAUUCAUCACGUUUGCACAAAGAACCCAAAACGUUAUUGUGUAAUGUUGAUCAGAGAAGGAGGAGUGGAAACUUUAAAACAAUUGGAAAAAACGCAUACAGGAUAUACAACACAGCCGAAUCUGCAAAGUUUAUGUCAAUCAAUUUUGGAAACGCUUGAAUUAAAUUCUUAACGAUAACUGUUGCUUUCCAAUUUGAAAGUUAAAUACCAGAUGGUAUACUAGUCAAUGUUUAUCUUAGUGCAAUCCUAUAUCCUGUUCUUUAGACCAAAUGAAUAUAAAAAUUAUAUAUGGCCACGAAUAAUUAUAUCACAGAGACAGACUGUAAUCAACAAAACAUACAUCACACAAAGCAUAAAUAAGUCCAUGAUAAGUCCAAAAUAUUUUAAUCGCAACUGAGUUGAAAUUGUAAUUGAAUUGAAGAUCUGAAUUGAGAAAUAGAUAUUUCUGUAUUACAAAGCAUAUUAAUGUGGAGAAUUAUAAUUUCGAAAAUUAUUAAAAUUAUUUAGCAAUAGUGUGGAAUAAAUAACAAAAGCAGAUUUACUAAAAUUAAGUAGUUUAUAAUAAUAUGCAGAUACAUCAUUUAAAAAAUGUGAUUUGAAAAAGGGGAAACAUUGUUUUUAAUUUAUUAGAUAAUUAGAUGAAUUAUUAGAUAAUUAUUAUCAUCGAUAUUUAUGUUUUAAAAUUUUAUUUAAUACUUAACUUCUCAGAGUUAUAAUUAUUGCAGAAUUAAAAAAUUAAUGUAAUGUUUGUAAUAUCCCAAGACAUACAUCUAUUUUGACGAUUUAUUCAAUAAAUAAUGAAGAUUAUGAUUUAUAUCUCAAAUUCUCUAGUCAAUUACUAUCGUAAAUAAGGAUUAAUUAAAAUUAUUUAUUUAAAAUCCUAUUUUGAACAUCCAUUAACAGAUUUUAAUAAUUAGUAAUGAGGAAAACACGAUUAUGUGUAUUAAAUUGUUUUACAUAAUUUAUAUGAAGUUCGUAAUUAAUAAAACAUGAUUCGUAGAUAUAUCCUAACAUUUCUAAUAUAAAUUUGGAAUCAUAGACUAAAAUCUUGAAUCAUAUGUUAUACAUUGACUAUUAUAUUUUUCAGAAAAUUAUUACGUCAAUCUUGAUUCUCUACAUUCAAUGAUGGAACAUACAUGUAAAAUAAGAUAUUAAAAUAAAAAUUUUGUUUAAUGUGUCAUACUUUAGUGUUUUAAAUUCAGAUCUUCAAUCUGUUUUGUUAAUAAAUCUCUUUCAUGGAAAUUUUAUUAAUAAAUAUUGAUAAAAACAUCUUGAAAAUUGAUCAUGCAUAUUACACGCCUUCAGAGAUUAUACAAAAAUCAGAGCGUUUGUAUUAAGAGAGAAAUACAUAUUAAUAUUAGAUUAUAUCUGUUAUUAAAAUAUUACGAAUUUAUAUAAACGAAAUUUAUUCUUCUGAUAUCAUUACAUGUUGACACCUAAGAUGUAAGAAAUAUCAAUUUGAAUGGUACUGAAUGUUAAUAAACAUGCUAUGCCAGCCUUUA
Molecule: messenger RNA, 4241 nt
Organism: Solenopsis invicta (red fire ant)
Lineage: Eukaryota; Metazoa; Arthropoda; Insecta; Hymenoptera; Formicidae
Product: protein zyg-11 homolog B
Exons: 10
Coding region: 560-2911 (783 amino acids)
Cellular component (GO): Cul2-RING ubiquitin ligase complex
Source: RefSeq, a predicted model, not a curated record